Messenger RNA from Cygnus olor (mute swan), 1694 nucleotides. RefSeq names its product CCR4-NOT transcription complex subunit 8 (gene CNOT8). The transcript is spliced from 7 exons. Gene Ontology annotation, molecular function: nucleic acid binding; poly(A)-specific ribonuclease activity. The coding region runs from base 284 to 1162 and encodes 292 amino acids. NCBI's taxonomy places the organism in Eukaryota, Metazoa, Chordata, Aves, Anseriformes, Anatidae. The record is from RefSeq and is a predicted model, not a curated record. Gene Ontology annotation, cellular component: CCR4-NOT core complex; P-body; CCR4-NOT complex.
CCUGGCACGGGCGCGGUGCCGGCGGGGCGCUCCGGGGGAAGCCGAGCUGCCUCCGCGGGUGCCUCAGGCCGGUGAGGGCUGGGGUAGGGCGCGGGUAAGGGGCUCCGGUAACUGCCCUGUUACCUGUGCGCCCGGCGUGCUUUAGCUCAGCUUCUCCUUCACCGUGUCCACGGGCUCAUAAAUCCCCCAAAUCCUCCCCACAGCACGCUGAUUGGAUCGCACAGCUUGCAGCUCUGCCCUGCCGUCUGAAUUCAUCGGCUGUCUUUGCCCUGGUCGCUGCAAGAUGCCAGCAGCCCUUGCAGAGAACAGCCAGGUUAUCUGCGAAGUAUGGGCAAACAAUCUGGAAGAGGAGAUGAGGAAAAUUCGAGAGAUUGUGCUAAGUUACAGCUACAUCGCGAUGGACACAGAGUUCCCGGGGGUUGUUGUAAGGCCGAUUGGUGAAUUCCGCAGCUCCAUCGACUAUCAGUAUCAGCUCCUUCGGUGCAAUGUUGACCUUCUGAAAAUUAUCCAGCUGGGCCUGACUUUCACAAAUGAGAAAGGAGAAUAUCCUUCUGGGAUCAACACCUGGCAGUUUAACUUCAAGUUCAACCUUACGGAAGAUAUGUACUCUCAGGAUUCCAUAGACCUCCUCGCAAGCUCUGGGCUGCAGUUCCAGAAGCACGAAGAAGAAGGGAUCGAUACCCUGCAUUUUGCUGAGUUGCUCAUGACUUCAGGGGUCGUCCUUAGUGACAGUGUGAAAUGGCUGUCGUUUCACAGUGGUUAUGACUUUGGCUACAUGGUGAAGCUGUUGACAGAUUCCAGGCUGCCAGAAGAGGAACACGAGUUUUUCCAUAUCUUGAACCUUUUCUUUCCAUCUAUCUACGAUGUAAAGUACCUAAUGAAGAGCUGCAAAAACCUCAAGGGUGGCCUUCAAGAGGUGGCAGAUCAGCUGGAUUUGCAGCGAAUUGGAAGACAGCACCAGGCAGGAUCAGAUUCUCUUCUCACAGGAAUGGCAUUCUUCAGAAUGAAAGAGUUGUUUUUUGAGGAUACGAUCGAUGAUGCAAAGUAUUGUGGGCGGUUGUAUGGCCUUGGCACCGGAGUGGCUCAGAAACAAAAUGAAGAUGUGGACUCAGCCCAAGAAAAAAUGAGUAUUUUGGCUAUUAUCAACAACAUGCAGCCAUGACAAGUGGGUACCCCUCAGCAGAACAUGGUUACUGUAUUGGCAGCUGCUGUCCUCAACUAUUUUCCCUAAGAGUGUUUCAAAAGGCAUCUAAAGUACACGGUCUGCAGAAGGCCUUCAGUUUUGCUGAAUGAAGAGCUGCAUCUUCAUUUGAAACCCAGGAGAGAGUUGACUGAAUUCCUAAUGCCAGCAUUUGUGAUUUGCCAUCUUUUUAAUACGAAGGGCAAAAGACAGAAACUACUGUGUAUACCUCUUUUUUUCCUCUUUAUACUGUACAGAAUCUGCAAGGAAGACUUAAGAGUAGAAUAUCCAGUAGAGCUAAGGGUCUGGAAAUCCAAUGAAAUCGGACACAGACAUGCACAUGAAUUUGCAAAUUGUGCUUUAGAAAGCUUAUUUUAAAACUUCUGCAUGUUGUGAGGGUCACAGCUUCACCUCAUGGUUUGCUUCUUUUAUCUUUGUAUAGCCUGUGGAAAUUGUUCCCUUUGAUCACUGCGGAGGUUUCGGAAAGGAUGACAUUAAAAAUGAUCCUUGCAGC